AUGGUUGAUUCACUGGACUUGAAUUCUCCCAUGGCUUACUACUCAUCCACCCGUUCUUCUCCCACUACUUCUCCGACUCCAUUAAUGUCGUUUUUCUAUCUUUGCCUUAUCAUCUUAUUCCUCAGUACUUCCUCUGCGUUUGGUAGUGGAUUAGGGGUCUCUUCCUCGCAGUCAUCAAGUGAAACAGAGGCUCUACUCAAAUGGAAAGCCACUCUCCAAAACUACUCUGUCCCUGCUCUCCGUUCUUGGAAGCUUACAUCAUCAUCCUCAGCACCAAUCCCCUGCUGCAACUGGUUUGGUAUAACUUGUAACAAAGCCCGAACCAGCGUGGUUGAGAUUAGCCUUCCAGGACUGGAGCUGCAAGGUACGCUUCACAACUUCACCUUCUCUUCCUUUCCCAAUCUCUUCCUUCUCAAUCUCAGCCUCAAUGGACUCACAGGACCCAUACCAGAUCAAAUUGGUAGACUCUCCAAACUGAUCACCCACCUCGAUCUCAGUGGCAAUGAACUCAGCGGUCCAAUACCUUACGCAAUGGGAAAUCUGGUAAAUUUGGUUAUGUUGGACCUAGAUACGAACAACCUCAGUGAUCCAAUCCCCAAUUCUCUGGCUAAUUUAACUAGACUAGAGACCCUCUAUUUGCAUGGCAAUCAAUUAUCUGGUCCAAUGCCUUCUGAAAUCAGAGAUAUGAAAAAUCUGAUUGACUUGGGGCUAUCUGAAAACAACCUGAGUGGUCCAAUCCCUCAUUCUCUGUCUAAUUUAACUAGACUAGAGACCCUCUAUUUGUAUUCGAAUCAAUUAUCUGGUCCAAUGCCUUCUGAAAUUGGAGAUAUGAAAAAUCUGGUUCACUUGGCAUUACAACAAAACAACCUCAGUGGUCCAAUCCCUUAUUCUCUGGCUAAUUUAACUAGACUGAAGAGUCUCCAUUUGUAUGACAAUCAAUUAUCUGGUCCUGUGCCUUCUGAAAUCGGAGAUAUGAAAAAUCUGGUUGACUUGGCAUUACAACAAAACAACCUCAGUGGUCCAAUCCCUAAUUCUCUGGCUAAUUUAACUAGACUAGAGACCCUCUAUUUGUAUUCGAAUCAAUUAUCUGGUCCAAUGCCUUCUGAAAUCGGAGAUAUGAAAAAUCUUAUUGACUUGGAGCUAUCUGAAAACAGCCUCAUUGGUCCAAUCCCUCAUUCUCUGUCUAAUUUAACUAGACUAGAGACCCUCUAUCUGGGUUCAAAUCAAUUAUCUGGUCCAGUGCCUUCUGAAAUCGGAGAAAUGAAAAAUCUGGUUGAAUUGGACCUAUCUCAAAACAAACUUAGUGGUCCACUCCUUCAUUCUCUGGCUAAUUUAAGUAGACUAGAGUGGCUCAAUUUGUAUGACAACCAAUUAUCUGGAAGCCUACCGCAACAAAUAUGCCAAGGACGAUCACUUCAAUUAUUAACGGUUGAUAACAAUAAUCUCAUGGGUCCUAUUCCAGACUUUAGAAAUUGCACAAGCUUAACAAGAGUUCGACUUGAUAACAACCUAUUUUUUGGAAAUAUAACUGAUAGUUUUGGUGUACAUCCACAUCUUUAUUUCAUUGAUAUGAGUCACAAUAGACUAUAUGGUGAGCUCUUACCAAACUGCGGAGAAUGUAAGAAUUUGUCAGAGCUAAAGAUUUCUGGAAACAAUAUUAGUGGGAAGAUACCACCUGAGAUUGGUCAGUUAACACGACUUGGACUACUUGACCUUUCUUUCAACAAACUUGCUGGGGAGAUUCCAAAGGAAUUUGGUAGCUUAUCCAAUUUGUUCCACUUGAAUAUAAGUGGCAACAAUAUUUCAGGGCAUGUACCAGUUGAAAUGGAUAAAUUAAUCAAUUUGGAGCUUCUUGACCUCUCGGCAAACAAGUUAACUGGAUCAAUCCCGACACAACUUGGUCAAUGCUCCAAAUUGUUGUCAUUAAAUUUGAGCUAUAAUUCAUUGAAUGGAAGCAUUCCAUCUCAAAUUGGUGAUCUUGUAUACCUACAAGUUCAAUUGGACCUUAGUCAUAACUCAAUCAGUGGACCGAUACCACCAGAGCUUGGGAAUUUGAUGAUGCUGGAAAUUUUGAAUCUAUCCCAUAAUAUGAUCACCGGCUCAAUACCUUUUUCUCUUGAAAAUAUGGUUAGCUUAGUAUCUCUUGAUCUAUCCUACAAUGAGUUAGAGGGUGUUGUUCCCAACACUAGGGUUUUUAGAAAUGCUUCUUCACCUCAAGCAUUUAGAAACAAUAAGGGGUUAUGUGGUGAACUUCAAGGUCUACUUCCUUGCAAUCCAUCUCUUACAAGCAAAGGAUUGAAAAAAAAUGGACAUAAAGUCGUCAUAUCCAUCGUUGCUUCUUUGAUAGGACUUUUGUUCCUAAUAUUUGCAAUUAUUGGUAUUUUCUUCCUCUUGCGAAAAAAAGUGAAAAAAGGGAAUAUAGAAGAGGCAAGAAGAAACCAUGGCAAUAUCUUUUCAAUAUGGAAUUUCAAUGGCAAGAUUUCUUAUGAGGAUAUUAUUCAAGCAACAGAGGGUUUUGAUAUCAAAUAUUGCAUUGGAAUUGGAACUUAUGGGAGUGUUUACAAAGCAGUGCUACCUACAGGCCAUAUAGUUGCGUUGAAGAAGUUCCAUCCGUUGGAAGGUGAGAUGAUAGUUGAUGAUGAAAGCUUUGGGAAUGAGAUUCGUGUGUUAACAGAAAUAAGGCAUCGAAACAUUGUCAAACUUUAUGGAUUCUGCUCUCAUCCACGAUGCAUAUUUCUUGUUUAUGAGUACAUGCAAAAAGGAAGCAUAGCACGUAUCUUAAGCAAUCAAGCAGAGGCUAUUGAGUUUGAUUGGCAGAAAAGAGUGAAUGCCAUCAAAAGUGUGGCCAAUGCUUUGUCUUACUUGCAUCAUGAUUGCAUUCCCCCAAUAAUUCAUCGGGAUAUUUCAAGCAAAAAUAUAUUACUAGACUUGGACCUUGAGGCUCAUGUAUCUGAUUUUGGCGUUGCAAGAUUAUUAAAGCCAGACUCAUCUAAUUGGACGUCACUUAAAGGAACUCAUGGAUAUAUUGCUCCAGGUAUUUAA
Molecule: messenger RNA, 3042 nt
Organism: Macadamia integrifolia
Lineage: Eukaryota; Viridiplantae; Streptophyta; Magnoliopsida; Proteales; Proteaceae
Product: MDIS1-interacting receptor like kinase 2-like
Exons: 1
Coding region: 1-3042 (1013 amino acids)
Biological process (GO): protein phosphorylation; hormone-mediated signaling pathway
Cellular component (GO): plasma membrane
Molecular function (GO): ATP binding; protein kinase activity; protein binding
Source: RefSeq, a predicted model, not a curated record